AUGCGUAAGGCGUCCUCAACGGCUGUGAAUAUGGUGGAUAAGACAUACUGGGGUGUCUUCCAAAUACCGUUUGUUUUUUCCUUGGUCAAUGCUGUGUAUAAAAGGCAUGCCGAGAAAGAUAACAACGCCGAAGUGAAUGCAAAGUCCGAAGAUCAAAAGCUUCUCGAAAGAUUUUACUCAAUGUUCGUGGAAAAUGGGCCUGAAUUACAAGGGGAUAAGCGAGACCGAUUCCUUUGGAUAUCAAAUCUUCUAAUUGAGCUACGAGUCGCAUUCAUGGAGAAUCUUAGCUCCGACCCUGGCUAUGUGUGGAAAGACCGGCAUGAGCUAGAGGAGAUAGCCACAGAAACCCUGCAAGCAUUACCUAUACAUUCCCCGACUAGCCAAAAAGGUAUCAAGCUUAAGAAGCCGAAUAUCACCAUGGUAUUGACCCGGUGCCAUAUUGCUUGA
Penicillium crustosum is the source of this 447-nucleotide messenger RNA. Its product is annotated as Neurolysin/Thimet oligopeptidase N-terminal. NCBI's taxonomy places the organism in Eukaryota, Fungi, Ascomycota, Eurotiomycetes, Eurotiales, Aspergillaceae. The record is from RefSeq and is a predicted model, not a curated record. The transcript has a single exon. Bases 1 to 447 code for a protein of 148 amino acids.